AGCUACUGGCGGGGGAACACGGCGCGGCAGAACGAGCAUCGCCUGCGGAACGUGGACCCGCAGAGCUCCUGCUGCAGCCUGGGGGCCCUGGCUGUCCAGCUCUACCAGCAGCUCAUCCGUACCGCCGAGAAGUGCCUCAAACCCAUGAUUGGGCUUGUCCUCUUCCUGCCCUCCUGGCCACCGCCGGUCUUCUACAGCCCCUGCCUACACCUUGCCGUGCAGCAGCUGAGCUCCUUCCGUGCGGUGCUGGACCACCACGGGCUGGCCCCCAGCGUGGGGCACCAGGCCAUGCGCCAGCUCCUCUUCCUCGUCAGUGGUACCACCCUCAACUACCUGCUGCUGAGAAAGGACACGUGCUCCUGGAGCCGUGGCAUCCAGCUCCGGUACAACAUCAGCCAGCUGGAGCAGUGGCUGCGGUCAGAGGGGCUGCAGCAGAUCGGGGCCCGGGAGGUGCUGGAGCCCCUGGUCCAGGCUGCCCAGCUGCUGCAGGUGAAGAAGGUGACGGAGGAGGAUGCUGGAGCUCUCUGCAGCCUGUGCACCGUUCUGUCACCCCAGCAGGUUGUGAAGAUCCUCCGGGCUUACACUCCGGCUGUUGGGCUGGAGGAGCGCAUCAGCCCCAGCUUCAUCAGCAGCGUUGAGAAGCAGCUUCAGGACCAGUAUGGAGAGGGACCCAGCCAGCUCCUGGUGGACACCAGCCACCUCUUCCCUGUGCACCUGCCCUUCUCUGCUUCCCCACUGCACCUGGAUGAGCUCUGCAUCCCUGAUGCCCUCAACCUGGCCUUCCUUGUCCGUCUCUGA
Molecule: messenger RNA, 798 nt
Organism: Tauraco erythrolophus (red-crested turaco)
Lineage: Eukaryota; Metazoa; Chordata; Aves; Musophagiformes; Musophagidae
Source: RefSeq, a predicted model, not a curated record